This is a messenger RNA of Talpa occidentalis (Iberian mole), 613 nucleotides long. RefSeq names its product ribonuclease P protein subunit p21-like. Lineage: Eukaryota; Metazoa; Chordata; Mammalia; Eulipotyphla; Talpidae. The record is from RefSeq and is a predicted model, not a curated record. Gene Ontology annotation, cellular component: nucleolar ribonuclease P complex. Bases 20 to 553 code for a protein of 177 amino acids. The transcript has 4 exons. Gene Ontology annotation, biological process: tRNA processing.
GACCCUCCUAGCGGCGCGCAUGGCGGGGCCGGUGAAGGACCGGGAGGCCUUCCAGAGGCUCAGCUUCCUGUACCAGGUGAGCCGCGUCGGGUGCGCUGGGGCGAUCGCUGCGGCGGGGCCCGCGCUGACUGCUCGCCGUCCCCAGGCCGCCCACUGCGUCCUUGCGCAGGACCCCGAGAACCAGGCGCUGGCGAGGUUCUACUGCCACACGGAGAGGACCAUCGCGAAGCGGCUCGUCCUGCGGCGAGACCCCUCGGUGAAGAGGACCCUCUGCCGCGGCUGCUCGUCCCUGCUCGUCCCGGGCCUGACCUGCACCCAGCGCCAGAGACGCAGCAGGGGACAGCGCUGGACAGUGCAGACCUGCCUGACAUGCCAGCGAAGCCAGCGGUUCCUUAACAAUCCUGGAUAUGUGCUCUGGGGAGACCGGCCUGAGGCCCAGCUGGGAAACCAAGCAGAUCCCAGACCAGCACAGCCUCUGCCGAACACAGCCCACCCCAUUCCAGGCCACCUUCCUGAGGAGAAAGUGCAGCCUCAAAGCACCAAUCACCAGUGAUUAAGUCACCCUGUUUCCCAAAUAAAGUUUAAUUGUUUCGCUUUGUAUGAUUCUGUUCUG